AUGUUGGUCCAUCAGUUGGCAUGGGAACCACUCCUGGAGGCGAGCGGCGUACGCCCCUGCAUGCAUGUCGACCAACAGCAACAAAAAGGCGAGGAGGUCAAGGAGAGUGCAGCUAGUAGUACGAAUAGUACCCGUACGCUAACUGGAAAGUCUAAGCCGCGCGCAAAUAGUGAAAAAAAGUCAAAGCAGCAGGCAGAACACGUGGGAACGCACACUGAACCCCGUACCCGUAGCGCUGCCACACCCUGGCACGCAGGCAAGACGGUGCCCUCAGUGGACACGGAAACGGAGUACAAGGAUAAAGCAAACCCGAGAAACGCAGCAGACAAGCAACAACAGGAGCAACAGCAGAAGACACAGGAAAAUCAGCACCAGGAAUCUACACCAAGUCUUGAACAGAGAAACACAGCAGACCAGCAGCAACAGCAGAAGAAACGGCAGGAGGAGCACCAGAAGACACAGGAAAAUCAGCAUCAGGAAUCUACACCUGAAGAGCACCAGCAUUUGCAGACAGAACAGCAGAACCUGCAUACUGCAUCUAGUGACAGCCAAUGCCCUGCGUCCAGUGACAGCCAAUGCCCUGCGUCUAAUGACAGCCAAUGCCCUGCGUCCAGUGACAGCCAAUGCCCUGCGUCUAAUGACAGCCAAAGCCCUGCAUCUAGUGAUGUCCACCAGGACAGUGGCCAGCACCAGCCCAAGCUUCAAGAUACGUCAACUACGUCUGCUCCAGCCAAAGCCACGCCACCUCGCCCUGGAAAGCGUCAUGCAGAAGAUUCCCCUGGAUCCAUGUCGGGAAUACCAUGCAAAAUGCAACCUCCAUCUAGCUCUCAAUGA
Sycon ciliatum is the source of this 834-nucleotide messenger RNA. Its product is annotated as involucrin-like. Bases 1 to 834 code for a protein of 277 amino acids. Lineage: Eukaryota; Metazoa; Porifera; Calcarea; Leucosolenida; Sycettidae. The record is from RefSeq and is a predicted model, not a curated record. The transcript is spliced from 2 exons.